Talaromyces amestolkiae is the source of this 1209-nucleotide messenger RNA. RefSeq lists its product as uncharacterized. Gene Ontology annotation, biological process: biosynthetic process. The transcript is spliced from 3 exons. The record is from RefSeq and is a predicted model, not a curated record. Lineage: Eukaryota; Fungi; Ascomycota; Eurotiomycetes; Eurotiales; Trichocomaceae. The coding region runs from base 1 to 1209 and encodes 402 amino acids. Gene Ontology annotation, molecular function: pyridoxal phosphate binding; catalytic activity.
AUGGUUCGCAUCGAACAAUUUGCUGUUGAGCGAUGGAUGGAUGAUUACGAGAACGAUGCAAAAUAUAACCUAGCAGAGACCUGCUGCGCAUCAAUUUCACUUAACGACCUUAUUGCCUUUGCAGGGAAAUCGGACCAAUCAUGCAACAUACUCGAUUUCUCUCAGAAACAGGUUUAUGGCGCAAUUCGUGGAAGCAAUGCUCUACGUUCCAAUAUUGCAGCCCUGUAUGCGGACAAAUCAUCAGAACAACUAUCCUCUGAAAAUGUUCUGGUGACAAACGGAGCCAUUUCAGCUAAUUUUCUGGGACUGUAUGUGAACGUAGGCCCGGGAGACCACGUCAUCUGCCAGUUCCCUACUUAUCAGCAGUUGUACUCGGUACCAAAAUCCUUCGGUGCCGAGGUUAGUUUGUGGAAAUCCAAGGAGAAUGACAAUUGGAAGCUUGACAUUGAGGAGCUCAAAUCAUUGAUUCGUCCAAACACCAAGAUGAUCAUUAUCAACAAUCCCCAGAACCCGACUGGAGCCGUGUUGUCCCGUGAGAACUUACAAGAUAUUGUUAAUGUUGCUCGAGACCAUGGUUUAAUUGUACAUAGUGAUGAGGUCUAUCGCCCUUUGUUCCACUCUUGGUCUGGGGAUGAGGCGCCGCCUUCCAUUCUCUCAAUGGGCUAUGAAAAGGCCGUUGCAACUGGAUCAAUGAGCAAAGCGUUCAGUUUGGCAGGCAUUAGGCUGGGAUGGAUAGCUUCUCGCAGCUCGGAAAUUAUUGAAGCUUGUGCUUCUGCUCGCGACUACACUCUCAUCUCGGUCAGUCAGUUGGAUGACCAAGUCGCGUCUUUUGCUUUGAGCAAGCCUACUGUGCAAAAUAUCCUCCAAAGGAACACGGAUCUCGCUCAGCAAAACCUAAAGUUGCUAGACGCGUUUGUCAUGGAGUAUAGUUGGGCAUGUCGAUGGGUUCGACCUACGGCUGGAACUACCGCGUUUAUCCAGUUUUGUGACAGAAGCGGACGAGCAAUUGACGCGGUAGAGUUCUGCAAACAAUUGCAGGCAGGUACCGGCGUCAUGUUUGUUCCUGGUAGCCGGUGCUUCGGUAAUGAUGUCGAGUACAAGGGCUUUGUCCGCAUUGGUUAUGUUCCCGAACACAAAGUAUUUGCCGAUGGUCUCCAACAGUUAAUGAAGUUCAUGGAAACGAAUUAUGCACAAUUGCCUCCUGCGUGA